Cygnus atratus (black swan) is the source of this 1257-nucleotide messenger RNA. It is a transcript of the gene SPMIP7, whose product is annotated as spermatogenesis associated 48. Lineage: Eukaryota; Metazoa; Chordata; Aves; Anseriformes; Anatidae. The record is from RefSeq and is a predicted model, not a curated record.
AUGACCACGGUGUCCCAUGGAUCUGAAAGACAGGCACUGUCUAAGAAUUUCGCCAUGUCAGCUGAACCACUUCACAGGAUAGGUCACCAACAGUACCAAAACUUGUCAAAGAAGAAGUGCAUGCCUCUUGAGAGAGGUCCUGAGAACAGACAUGACUUUGCCAGCUUCGAAGAGAAAGACAGCAAUUCCUUCCUUAAAUUCCAUCCACACUCCCCUCCAGUCAGGCCAAAUUACCCCUUAUUCCCACACCGAGAUGAUGUGCCUUUAGUAAAUCCCUGCUCAGGUUUUGUGAGUGUGGGAGGGGAUGCUGAUCUGCAGCCCCAUACUGGAAGAGCUAUUGAAUCCCUGGUGGACUACGUCGAUGUGAAACCUCAGCAGUGGGUUCCCGUUGCAGGAAAGGGGGCACAGACUGCCCACAGGAGGCACAUGAUCCUCCAGGAGGAAACCAGCCAGGACAGACGGUGGAACUCCAAGGCUGUGCCAGCUGCUUUGGUCAGGGCACGACUUGAAGGUUGGACAGCUCCAGUGAAAGUUGUUCCUGCUUUACCUGACCAAAACCAUAUUUUUGCAUUUUGUAUGGAUCCCAAUCUCAAGGAAUUAAAUGAUCCUUCUGUGAGCUGGAGAGAAGAAAAAGCAAGGAACUAUUUCUACAGGUCACGUAUUCAAAAAGCAUAUGAAGAAGUUCCUUGGGAUAAUAUGUUACCAUCCAAAAUCCAGCUUCCAGAAUCAACUGUGGAAGUGAUGGCUGAUCCUGUUUCCCAGUGUUUCACAAAAAGGAGAUACAAUCCUGAAUCUGAAAUAAGCCAAGUUAUUGGAAACCUUUGGGACAGAUUUCAGACAAGAUCUUUUACCUCUCCACAGAAACCAGUUUGUCUUGUAAGCCGAAGCUCUCGAAUCUGUCAUAUCCCUUUGUAUAUUAGCUGUGUUGGUGCAGUACAUUUUGAAGACACUGACAAUGCCAACGUAGACUUAAUCAUGUUUAACUGUGUGCGAACUUCAAAGCCUUGCUACACAAGCACUGCACACACUCCAAAUAUCCCUGGAUACACUGGCAAGGUUCAUUGGUCAGCAACCCACCUUGCAAAUUCUAAUCUUCCAUCAACAUCCCCAUCAAUAAUUGCACAAAUGCAUGGGUACAUAGCAAAACAUGGAAGCUCAUCUCAGUAUAAUCACCAGGGACCUUUUUCACAAAUGAUGACUCCAGUUAGUCCUCAGAAUUCUUUCAACAAGACUCAGCAAGAAACUGUUAGAGUUUAA